AUGGUUCAAGGGUCGACAUGGUGCUUCACAUUAAUUCGUUAUAUUUGUGUUCGUUUUGAGUGCCCAACAGGAAUACAACACCCAGAGAGUUUUGUUUGGGAGAACGAGAGUAAUUUCUCUUUUUCUUCAAGGGAAAGUGCUCAAACAUAUUGUAAUACGCAAUCCAAUGCACAAAGUAGCCGUCAUACGACUCGUGGGUCCAACUACGCAAGUACGUCACAUGCGCCAACGAACAAUGACACACCGUCACCCCCUGAAAUUGCAUGCCCAUUUUGUGUUUGUGGUGUUUUUAUGAAACAAAUGAACAUUUCUGCUAUAUACGAGAAGGCUUUUCAAACAAACGGCUUCCACCAGCUGAGGAAUCUUUUUGUUCCAUUGUUCUACAUUACAUCCAGUCAAAAGGGUUGA
This is a messenger RNA of Striga asiatica, 408 nucleotides long. Lineage: Eukaryota; Viridiplantae; Streptophyta; Magnoliopsida; Lamiales; Orobanchaceae. The record is from the annotation of a GenBank genome assembly.